Messenger RNA from Xiphophorus couchianus (Monterrey platyfish), 1381 nucleotides. It is a transcript of the gene eif2b1, whose product is annotated as eukaryotic translation initiation factor 2B, subunit 1 alpha. NCBI's taxonomy places the organism in Eukaryota, Metazoa, Chordata, Actinopteri, Cyprinodontiformes, Poeciliidae. Gene Ontology annotation, biological process: translational initiation. The transcript has 8 exons. The record is from RefSeq and is a predicted model, not a curated record. Gene Ontology annotation, molecular function: translation initiation factor activity; guanyl-nucleotide exchange factor activity. Gene Ontology annotation, cellular component: eukaryotic translation initiation factor 2B complex. Bases 336 to 1340 code for a protein of 334 amino acids.
CGAGGUUUACGUCAUCAGUCUGCGACACGUCAACAGGCAGAACUUUGCAUGAGCCAACAGUGUGUAAUUCAGCAGAAAGCGACUGGCACGUAUUUCUAGACAGAAAUUUUCAGUUUUUAACUAUUGCUGAUAUUAUUAAAGGUUUAAUAUUUGUACAUUUAAAACAUUUGUAGGUAAUUUGAUUCAGCAACGUCGCGGUGGGUUUGGUUCUGGCAGGUGACAGACAUCUGCGAACUGACUGGUCCUGUAAAAACAAUAUCUAUAGUAAACAGUGAUAAAGGUUUCGGGGUUUGUUUUGACCUUAAAGAGUUUUUGUCUCCAUUUUGGAUUUGAAAAUGAACGAAGAAGAACUGGUGGAGUACUUCAGGGCUCAGAUGAGGAAAGACCCGGACAUGGCCUCUGCCGUGGCAGCCAUCCGCACCCUGCUAGAGUUCCUCAAGAGAGACAAAGGUGAAACCAUCCUGGGUCUGAGGGAGAGCCUGACGUGGGCUACAGCCUGCCUGAAGGGAGAGGACUCCUCUGUGGCCGUGUCGUCUGGAGGAGAGCUGUUCCUGCGCUUCAUAAGCCUCACGUCCCUGGAGCAUCAGGAUUUGUCUCGCUGUAAGAAGGUGAUGGAGGAAAGAGGAGAACUAUUUCUAGAGAAGAUCUCCAUGUCCAGGAACAAAGUCGCUAAGCUCUGUCACACCUUCAUCAAAGACGGCGCUAAAAUCCUGACUCACUCGUACUCCAGGGUGGUCCUGCGGGUGCUGGAGAAAGCCGCGGCGGAGAAGAAGCGCUUCUCCGUUUAUGUGACCGAAUCGCAGCCUGACGCCGCAGGACGGCAGAUGGCAGAGGCCCUGAAGAAACUCAACGUUCCAGUAACAGUAGUGCUGGAUGCAGCUGUAGGGUAUGUGUUGGAGAAGGUGGACCUGGUCAUUGUGGGAGCAGAGGGAGUCGUCGAGAGCGGAGGGAUCAUCAACAAGAUCGGCACCUAUCAGAUGGCUCUGUGCUCCAAGGCUCACAACAAGCCCUUCUACGUCGUUGCAGAAAGUUUUAAAUUUGUUCGUCUGUAUCCGCUGAACCAACAGGACGUGCCCGAUAAGUUUAAGGUGCGGCUUCCUUAUUUUGUGUGUUGUGGUUUUUUUAAAAAUGAUUUUCCGUCCCUUUAUCCAGAUUUAUUGACUUGUGCUUCCUGCCCCGCACAGUACAAAGCCGACACCCUGAAGAGCAUCCGGAACCUGUCGGAGGAGCACCCGGUCAUCGACUACACGCCCCCCUCCCUCAUCACCCUGCUCUUCACAGACCUGGGGGUCCUCACCCCGUCGGCCGUCAGCGACGAACUCAUCAAACUGUAUUUAUAACUGCGUCCCUUCGCUAAGCAAUAAAACAGACGUUUAUGGUC